AUGCACAUUUCUUUAAUUACAGCCACGAAGGAAACAGCUUUCCUUCACGCCAUCAGCAGCGCUGCAAUCACCCACGAGAUAACGCUCCAAUGUGCUCGGAACAAAAUUCCUGGCUGCAGAUGCGGGAAAACGAAAUCAAGGAAGCGUGGAAACGCUGACUGGCAGUGGGGCGGAUGCAGCGACAACAUCAAAUACGGCGAGAAAGAGACAAGACGCUUCAUCGACAAACUAGAGAAAGGAAAUGACGCACGUACAGCAUUCAACCUGCAUAAUAAUCAUUUGGGAAGAAAGGUAGGCUGGUAGCUUGAAAUUAUCUAAUAAAAAGUUAAGAGACGGUUGCUGGGAAAAAGUGUUAAAUUUUUAAUUUCCUUUCCGAGAAUCCGUAGACGGCUUUAAGUUAAUGAGGAGUUUGGUGCAUAAUAAUAGCACAGAACGGGUGAUCCUUGCGAUCUGUUUGCUCUCAUCAAUGUGAUUUAUUCACGAAUCGUCAAAAUUUUUGCUCGAAAUCGCUUCAUUUCUAUUUGAGAUGAAAUGAGAUCAAAAGCGUCCCGUAUAUUUUCAAACGGGCAAGUGGUUCAAUUCCACAAAAAAAUCAUGCUGUAUAACUUAGUUUGCGGAGCUGAUGGUUUUCGCGCGUUUUGUCUUAACAGGCUGUUCGCGCAAGUCUCCAGAGGAACUGUAAAUGCCAUGGCGUCACCGGAAGUUGUAACUUGAAGACAUGCUGGAAGCAGCUUGCCCCGUUUGAGAUCGUGGGAUCAGCGUUAAAGCAGAAAUAUCGCGCAGCGACUCAGGUGACGUUCCUAAACAACAAACUUCAAGAGCGAGACAACCGCAACCGCUACAGUCAGGUAACAAGAAAAGACCUCAAGCUGGUUUAUCUUGACUCAUCCCCAGACUACUGCGUUCGAAACAUGACCGUGGGCUCUGCUGGAAUGCUGAGAAGGACAUGUAGAAGUGACAUUGUGUCCAAUGGACAAUGCCGAUCGCUUUGCAAUUCUUGUAACCUAAGGCACCGCACAGAAGAACAUUCCAAACAGGUUAAGUGCAGAAGUAAGUUUGUAUGGUGCUGUGCCGUUAAAUGUAAGCUUUGCACUGAAAAGUAUUCGCUCACAACUUGUGUUUAG
Molecule: messenger RNA, 1124 nt
Organism: Porites lobata
Lineage: Eukaryota; Metazoa; Cnidaria; Anthozoa; Scleractinia; Poritidae
Source: the annotation of a GenBank genome assembly